AUGCCGAGGGCCCCGGUCUCCCUGACCUGCAGCGCGGUGGCCGGCUCGCUGGCGCUGCUCGCGAGGCAGCGGGCCUGGGUCGCGAGGCAGGACGGGAAGCACGUGUACGUCAUCCGCCACGGGACCGCCGUGCACAACGUCCGGUUCGGGCGGAAGGACGAGGUGUUCCGCGAUCUCAUCGAGAAGCGGGGCCGCGAGAACCGCGACAAUCGCUGGCUGUUUCCUGAGAUCGAGGAGUGGGCGUACAUUCGAAGAAGGACCGUCGACACCGAGCUCGUGGAGUCUGGCGUGCAUGAGGCGCGCCAGCUUGGCGAGGCGUGGAUGGGCGGCAGGGCGCGCAUCCACGACCGCCAGGGUGCGACCGAGGUCGCGCCGCUUGCUAUGAACGACAUCGACCUGAUCGUCACGAGCCCGCUCACGCGCACCUUGCAGACAACGAUGGAGGUGUUCUUUGUGAGAGACGCGCCUCAGAGGGCUGGAUCUGGUCCUGCGGCAAGGUGGCAGCGAUCUCGUAGCGAAUCUUCUCGGCCUCAAGGGGGGCUUCAGGCCGACACUGAGGCGGCAGACAAGCCGAUCAUCGCUUUAGACAUGAUCAAAGAGUGGUCGCAGGGAAGGCACACGCCGAAUCUGCGCAAGGACAGAUCCAGGCUGGCCCAGGCUUACCCGGCUGUCGACUUCGCGCACCUGGACAGCGAUCGGGACCAGAUGUGGCGGUCGCAUUGGGGGGGAGACCCGAAUGGCUUGGAGCCUCGCGCUCAUUUGGAGGCACGCGUCGCCAGAUUCAAGCAGUGGCUCGCCAAAAGGCCGGAGCGCAACAUCGCCGUUGUCUCUCACGGCACGUUCUUGGGGAACCUCCUGUUCGGCACCUUUAUCGAGGACACCAACGAUCUCGCACAUUGCAAGAUCUAUAGAUUCGAGAUGGGUGCAUGA
Messenger RNA from Prorocentrum cordatum, 930 nucleotides. The record is from the annotation of a GenBank genome assembly. Lineage: Eukaryota; Dinophyceae; Prorocentrales; Prorocentraceae.